UUUGUUAUGGAGUUUAUUAGAAUUAUGCCUUCCCAAAAUCCUUUUUUACAAUCGUAUUGUAAAAUGCCCUCAAAGGGCCAACCCUCUGAACUUCACUCAAAAAUGUCCAAGACAUUAUCUUGUAAAAUAGGUCCAUCUAUUUUGAAUGCUGAUUUAUCACAGUUAUAUAAUGAAUCUCAAAAGUUGAUAGAUAGUGGAGCAGAUUAUUUACAUUUGGAUGUUAUGGAUGGAACUUUUGUACCUAAUUUGACUUUUGGACACCCAGUUGUUAAAUGUUUAAGAACUAAAUUGCCCAAUACUGUAUUGGAAACACACAUGAUGGUUCAAAAUCCAAUUCAAUGGAUUUCUGCUAUGGCUGAUGCCAAUGUAGAUCAGUACACAUUUCACAUUGAGCCAUGUGAUGAUGUUCCUUUGGUAUGCCGUAAAAUUAAAGAAGCUGGCAUGAAAGUAGGCUUAGCAAUAAAACCUGGCACUCCUGUUACAUCUGUUGAAGAAUAUAUAGAUAUGGCUGAUAUGAUUUUGGUGAUGACGGUUGAACCUGGAUUUGGUGGUCAGAAAUUUAUGACUGAUAUGAUGCCAAAAAUAGAAAUGUUAAGAGAAAAAUAUCCCUCAAUGGAUAUUGAAGUUGAUGGAGGUAUUGGUCCAAAUAACAUUGAUGUUUGUGCUAAGGCUGGAGCAAACAUGAUUGUAUCUGGAACCGCAGUGAUCUUAGCUGAAAAUCCACCUAAAGUUAUUAAACUUCUUAAAGAUGCUGUUAAUAAACAUUUAAAUAAAAAAUAAAAUUGUCAAUUUUAUUUUUUAAUAAAGUUUUUUGUUGUCAAU
Molecule: messenger RNA, 822 nt
Organism: Melanaphis sacchari
Lineage: Eukaryota; Metazoa; Arthropoda; Insecta; Hemiptera; Aphididae
Gene: Rpe
Product: ribulose-phosphate 3-epimerase
Exons: 4
Coding region: 7-780 (257 amino acids)
Biological process (GO): pentose-phosphate shunt; carbohydrate metabolic process; pentose-phosphate shunt, non-oxidative branch
Cellular component (GO): cytosol
Molecular function (GO): metal ion binding; D-ribulose-phosphate 3-epimerase activity
Source: RefSeq, a predicted model, not a curated record